Penicillium coprophilum is the source of this 270-nucleotide messenger RNA. Its product is annotated as SUMO family protein SMT3. Gene Ontology annotation, biological process: protein sumoylation. The transcript has 2 exons. Gene Ontology annotation, molecular function: protein tag activity; ubiquitin-like protein ligase binding. The coding region runs from base 1 to 270 and encodes 89 amino acids. The record is from RefSeq and is a predicted model, not a curated record. Gene Ontology annotation, cellular component: nucleus; septin ring. NCBI's taxonomy places the organism in Eukaryota, Fungi, Ascomycota, Eurotiomycetes, Eurotiales, Aspergillaceae.
AUGUCCGACAAAGAAGGCGGCGCUCCUCCUACUGAGCACUUGAACAUCAAGGUGACCGAUAACAACAACGAAGUUUUCUUCAAGAUCAAGCGUACAACGCAACUGAAGAAGCUUAUGGAUGCCUUCUGCGACCGUCAAGGAAAGCAAAUCUCUACUGUUCGGUUCCUUUUUGACGGCACCCGGGUUCGCCCUGAAGAUUCGCCCGAGACUCUUGAUAUGGCUGAUGGAGAUACCCUGGAGGUUCACCAGGAGCAGAUCGGAGGCUGCUAG